Schizosaccharomyces cryophilus OY26 is the source of this 3361-nucleotide messenger RNA. RefSeq names its product nuclear export factor. The record is from RefSeq and is a predicted model, not a curated record. Gene Ontology annotation, cellular component: nucleus. The coding region runs from base 1244 to 2425 and encodes 393 amino acids. The transcript has 3 exons. Lineage: Eukaryota; Fungi; Ascomycota; Schizosaccharomycetes; Schizosaccharomycetales; Schizosaccharomycetaceae.
AGUUGCUCUAGUUGCUCGUAAAUACUGGCUUUCCACGAUGGAUAGCUUUUCAGUCUCUUUUCAUAGUUAAUCUGAACCAUACUGGCAAUUCCACUCCAUGGCUUCGUCCGCUGUUUUUGGACUUCGUAGCCUUCCAUUGCAUUCAUGGGCAUUUGAUGAAAAACAAGCGACUCAGACAAAAUUUGCAUCCAAUACUGAAUUUGCGAUAUUGAGUUUGUAUCCUGAAGAAUCACUUGAGCCGCUUUCCUUUCAGCGUGGUUGACACGCAAUUCAUCUUUUCCACUCAUUCUAGCAGAAACAAUCAAAUAAGCAGCUAUCAAAAUACCCUUCAUAUGUUCAAUCCUCAUGUUUUCCACUACCGUUGUUUUCACCAAUUCCUUUACAUAAGGGAUAGCUGAAAGACUGCCCAUUCUUGUACAUAGAAAGGGAACAUCAUUCAGAAUAUCAUGCUGCGCAUAUAGAUCUUUUGUCAAAGGACGAAGAACCUCUUGAAAAUAUGUGAACUGCUUUUCGUAUUUCUUCUUAGGAAUUGGCGUCGCGUUAACAUGGAUUUCUAUAUUUAGUCUUCCUUUCAGACUUUCUCAAUAUUAGUACCUUAUAUUUCUUGAUUCAACAAACGUACAUCUCGCAUGCUAAAUGUGCUGCCAUAUACGGUCUACAAGGCUCUUCUGUUGCUUUCAAAACAACUUUAGAUCUCGACCAGGCUAAAAACGACUCUGCUAAGCUUAUAAGCCUGUCAUUGUAUUCCGUCUCUUCAGGAAGUAAUUUUCGAAAGCAAUCGAUCACCUGUUGUCUUUCCAUCAAAGGUACCUUUUGUCUUUUAAAGGAAAAUUUACGGACCACUAGAAGAGCUCAAUACUCUUGUCAAUUCUUCACCUUUUUAUUUUUAUUUCUUCGUUUAAUUUCCUUCAGCUGGUAACAGUUAGCUUGUAUCUACCUUUUUCUUGUUGGUUUCACUUGGUUUACCAGAAUUCGCGUAGCAAUACUGUACUAAACAAAAUUACUCAUGCCAAAUGGACAGAGGAAUGAAAUCCAUUCUCUUCAUUGUUCUGUUAUUUUCUUUUUUCAUAUAGAUGCCACCUAAUUGAGAUUUAAUUAAACUUUCCCUUACAAAGUUUUUCAACCUGCUCUUCUCAACUUCUAGUGUAUACCAAAACAACGUACCUAUAUCCCCAACAAGUUUGUUUUUCUGUAAUUUCCAUCGAAGAAGGGGAUAUUUACUAUAUGAGUGAAUAUAAUCAGUAUGCAAAAGGAUACGGAAAGCAAUCCGUGGCCUGACUCCUUGAAGGAAUUUAUAGGUAAAUGUAUUCAAGAUGCUGAAGAAAACAACCAAAGUGGUUUGCAAGACGAAGUAAAAAUUCUGAUUUCUCGACAAUAUGAAAAUGGGAAUAUAUGGAAUAUCGAUUGGUCUACGAUGAAUUUCGACGCUUUGCGAAGAUUAACUGCAAUUCAGGAUCAGAUGCAGGAAGAGAAGAAACGCAAGCUAGACCAAUCAAGUGAUAGUAUAGUCUUGAAUGAUCAAAAAGAACAAGCAAAAAAAGAAAAGAGGAAACGUAGGUUUCUUGCCGAUGAACGCUCAUCUACUCCUUCUGUAUCAGAGGAAUCUAAAUAUUUCACUGAUAAUGGAGCAAUCAUUGGGAGAUCCACUGCUUUAGAAAAAAGUUAUCUUCGUCUAACUUCUUCACCUGAUCCUAAUACCGUUCGACCACUUCCGAUUCUGAAACAAACACUGGAGUUAUUGAAAAGGAAGUGGAAAGAGGAGAAGAAUUACGCCUAUAUUUGUGAUCAAUUCAAAAGUUUGAGACAGGAUCUUACUGUUCAGAGAAUACAGAAUGAUUUCUCUGUGCUGGUUUACGAGAUUCACGCUCGAAUAGCUUUAGAAAAGGGAGACGUAGGUGAAUACAAUCAAUGCCAAACUCAAUUAUUUCAUUUAUAUGGAUUUGGAAUUCCUGGAAAGGUCAAAGAAUUCUUGGCAUAUAGAAUUCUUUACAUGCUUUACACAAAAAACCGGUCAGAAAUGAAUAGUCUUUUGGCAAACAUGACUGAUCAAGAAAAAGAGGAUUCAGCUGUUCAGCAUGCUCUAGAGGUUCGAUCAGCAAGUGCUACUGCCGAUUACUACAAAUUCUUCCAGUUAUAUUUAACUGCUCCUAAUAUGGGUGGGUAUUUGAUGGAUCUUUUUGUCAUAAGAGAACGAGUCAAUGCCAUGUACACGAUUUCAAGGGCAUACCGACCGUCCGUUCCCGUUGAUUUUAUAGCCAAUACUCUGGCGUUUGAAGAUAUGGAUGAAUGCAAAAAAUUUCUUAUUGAUUGUCAAUCUGUAUUUGACCCCAAUGAUUCAGAACGUGUAUUAACGAAAGAAAGCAUCGAUAAAUUCGAUGCCGUCAGGAAAAAAUAUACGGUUGUUGAUAUUAAAGGUCAAAUCUAAGUACUUCCUUAUUUUAUUUUAUUUCAUUUUUUGAUUGGUUAUUAAGAUCGAAUAUAAAUAAAAAAGCGAUAUAAGUUGGUCCCUUAUUAAUAAUUUGAAUGGUAGGAAUUUUCCAAAACCUUUCUCCUGAAAACCAUCAGCAAUAGACAUUAGCUCAGACACUCUUUUUUCUAAAUAUGAAUAUAUCCCUUUUUGAGAAUCCUCUUUGUUCUAUAUUUUUCGGCCUUGCGUUUUCAGAACUCACAACAGUCUGAAGAUCGAAUCCGUGCUGCUCUAAAAUUUCUGGGAAAUUUUCCGGCCGUAUUUGAAUUUUAUGAAGCGAUUUCUCAAAAAACUAAGACUGGUUAGCUAUGCCUAAUUAAAAAGAAAACCUCCUUACUAGAAACUUUUUUGCUGCUUUAAGAUACGAAUCCCACGACUGGGGUUCAAUAAUGAGUACACCAUCUGGUUCCAAUACAGCAUGCAUUUUUUUGAAAAAUGACAGUAAGCCUUCAUCUAGUCCGUUUAAAUGGAUCCAUUUUGUAACAGAGAGAGCUAGAACUGUGUGAAAGCGUUCAUUGGGUUGCCAUCUGAGGAUAUCCACAGCACGAAAGUGAACGUUGUGAGGAAAUCCUUCUUCAUUCAGGGGUUUCUGGAACUUUAUCUGGAUCCUUGAAAACUUCUUAAUGCUGGAUAUUGGAUAAAAGUUUUGUCUUGAAACCAUCGGACGAUGGUCAUAAGAAGGGCCGACCCUAGAAGCAACAAAUUCGAGAUGCUUAUCUGCUUUCUUAAUUAAAGUUGGAUCUAUAUCAAUCCCUAAAACAUACUUGACGCUAAAUAAAGAUGCAACCUGUGUUGUUAUGGUUCCAUUGUUGCAACCGACGUCUAAAACAGACGUGUUUUUAAAUAGAUCUUUUGGUAAAGCUUCAAUACGAGAAUCUAGUAGACAUCCAUUGC